This is a messenger RNA of Dermatophagoides farinae (American house dust mite), 1644 nucleotides long. Lineage: Eukaryota; Metazoa; Arthropoda; Arachnida; Sarcoptiformes; Pyroglyphidae. The record is from RefSeq and is a predicted model, not a curated record.
GAAACCUUGUGUUUAUCGUCAUCGAGAACCACCGAAACAAAAAAACGAUUGAAAGUAAAUAAUUUCUUUUCUUUUCUUUUUUUUUUGCAAAAAAAUGUUGACCAUAAAUGCAAUAUUUUUGUAUUUGAAUAUUUUUUUCCUUGCAAAUUCAAUAAACUCGAUACAGAUUUUUACAUCAAAACAUAGAGUGCCAACGAUUGUCAUCUAUAUCAACGAUCAUCAUGAUGGUACGGAAACCAUUUCUCAUAAUGUUCGAAAUACAUCGAACCAAAGAUACGGCAGAAAUUGGCAUUCAAAACAAAUUUUUGUCCGUUUACAUCAUCAUGUUUCCAUUCGACAUGAUGAUGAUGAAAAUUAUCAGCUGAGAUUGGUAAAUGGUACCAAUCGACAUCGUACCAUUCAUGUACGGAGAUUCAAUUUGUCCAAUUCAAUUUUACAUUUCCCAUCAUCAACAUUCCAAACCAUUGAAUCGAAAUUGGCCACCAAUCAAUCGAUUCGAAUGAUUCGUUUUCAGGAUACGAACGUGACAACGAAUCAAACCAGUCAAAUCUAUACAAGUCGUGAUUAUUCUACAUUUUUGUUGGUCACCAUCGAUAAUGGACAAAAUGUAAAUAAUGGCAAUGACAGUGAAUGCAUGAUCCGCAUGUACGGUCUGAUCGAUAGUCAAAUGAUGAUAAUGCCAUUACAAAAUCAAUCGUCGACAAGUAAUUUUCAUCGCAUCACCAAUGGCGAACAGUUUGGAUCUUUGUUUGAAAAAUCAAUAGUAACGAGUAGCAAUAAUCUAUUGUGGCAAUCAUUGGCAAUUCUAAAACAACCACAACCCAUUCACCACAUUUAUCCGGAGAUAACAUUGCUGAUCGAUUAUCGGAUUCAUCGAAUGGCACAUGAAAAAAACGUCCAAUUCACAUGGCGUUAUGGGGUCAUGUUUGUGCAAAUGUUGCAAUCGCUCUUUUUUCGGACAAUCAUCAAUCAGAAUUUUCAAAUUCAUUUACAUUUGAAACAGAUUCUGGUGGCCGAACAACCAUGGCCAUUCGAAUCGAUACGACCACAGUUAAAAGGAUCAUUGGCCAGUAAUAAUAAAACCGCAAAUCGUCCAUAUCUAAAUGCCUUACAUGCUUUACGAGCAUUCGGCCAUUGGAUCUACAAUCAUACGGCAGAUGUACAAAGUGAUUUGAUUCUAAUUCUAACCGGUCAUGAUCUCUGCCUCGACGAUGACCAUGAUGAUCAUUCAUGUUCAUAUUCAUCGGUAAAAGGUCAGGCGAUAGUUGGUGGUGCAUGUCGUCAUCAUCAUCAUCAUGAACGUCGUCGUGCACUCAAUCUGGCCAUUGUUGAAGAUAAUGACCUCAAAAUGGUGGAUGGUCUACAUGCAAUGGCACAUGAAGUGGCUCAUCUCUUUGGAGCCGUACAUGAUGGAGAAUGGCCAUUGACAACGAUUGGCGGUCCAGGCGGUACAAAUUGUCGUGAUGAUGACUCAUUCGUAAUGAGUAUGGAUCAUGGAUCGAUUGUCGAUCCGACAACAAAUCAAUUACGCACUGAAUGGUCGAAAUGUACAUUGGAACAAUUUCAACAUUUUUUCUCAAAACCACACUCUAUCUGUCUUUUCAAUGAACCGACAAUAAAUAAAUGAUAAAUGAUAUUGAUAAA